Molecule: messenger RNA, 1298 nt
Organism: Ziziphus jujuba (common jujube)
Lineage: Eukaryota; Viridiplantae; Streptophyta; Magnoliopsida; Rosales; Rhamnaceae
Product: acetylserotonin O-methyltransferase
Exons: 2
Coding region: 37-1119 (360 amino acids)
Biological process (GO): methylation
Molecular function (GO): protein dimerization activity; S-adenosylmethionine-dependent methyltransferase activity; O-methyltransferase activity
Source: RefSeq, a predicted model, not a curated record
ACUCAAACACAAACUGCAAACACUCAGAAGAGAAAUAUGGCAGAAAUACACAGGGAAUUGAAAAGGGUAGAGGAAGAAGUGUUAGAUCAUGAGCAAGCCAAAGUAGAAAUCUGGAAAUACGUAUUCGGGUAUGUCGAAAUGGCGGUAGUGAAAUCAGCCAUUGAGCUCGGCAUAGCCGAAACCAUAGAAACACAUGGAAACUCCAUCACACUCUCUGAGUUAGCGUCCACACUUGGCUGCUCUCCUUCCCACCUUCACCGCAUCAUGAGGUUCUUAAUCCACCGCGGCAUAUUCAAACAGACAAACACAUCCCAAUCAGCCUCUCCAGCUUACUCUCAAACGCCUCUUUCCCGGCUCCUCAUGAGGUCCGGUCAAGUACACAGCAUGGCUGCUUUCCUCCUUCUGGAAAGCAGCCCCCCAAUGCUCGCACCCUGGCAUGGCCUGAGCGCCCGAAUAAGGAGCGCUGGCUCCUCACCGUUUGAAGCCGCUAACGGCGAGGACGUGUGGAGCUAUGCUUCCGCAAAUCCUGCUCACAGCCGGCUUAUCAAUGAAGCCAUGGCUUGCAAUGCGAGGGUGGCAGUGUCUGCCAUAGUUGAGAGAGGUAAGGAUGUAUUCAACGGGAUUAGAACGGUGGUGGAUGUUGGCGGUGGAACUGGGACGGCCUUGGGUAUGUUGGUGAAGGCUUUUCCGUGGAUUCGAGGCAUAAAUUUUGAUCUUCCCCAUGUUGUUUGUGAUGCCACGGAGUCUGAGGGUGUUGAGAAUUUUGGAGGUGACAUGUUUGAUUCUGUUCCCAAGGCAGAUGCUGUUUUCAUCAUGUGGGUUCUUCAUGACUGGGGAGAUGAAGAGUGUAUCCAAAUACUAAAGAAGUGCAAGGAAGCAAUUCCAAAGGACAAAGGGAAAGUGAUAAUAGUAGAAGCAGUGAUUGAGGAAGAGGAUGAGAAAAAAGACAAGCUAAGUGAUGUGCGGCUCAUGCUAGAUAUGGUGAUGAUGGCACAUACAAGCACAGGCAAAGAGAGGACAUUGAAGGAAUGGGAAUAUGUUCUUGGCCAGGUUGGGUUUAGUCGGCGCACCAUAAGGCCCAUUGAUGCAGUGCAAUCUAUUAUUGAGGCUUUUCCUUGAUCUAUUAAAACAAAUUUAGGGCCGGUGUCCAAAUUAUUAAUUUAUUUCUAUUAAAUAAUCAAUAAGUUUCUGAUUUCAUGUAUGUUCAGGUUAUCCUCUAGUGGUACUAUAUAUAUAUAUAUAUGUCAGUGCUGCCAUAGUAUGUAAUUUCUGAUUGUUAAGUUCCAAACCUAGUUUCU